Messenger RNA from Acinonyx jubatus (cheetah), 1830 nucleotides. It is a transcript of the gene PDLIM7, whose product is annotated as PDZ and LIM domain 7. Gene Ontology annotation, cellular component: Z disc; stress fiber; adherens junction. Lineage: Eukaryota; Metazoa; Chordata; Mammalia; Carnivora; Felidae. The record is from RefSeq and is a predicted model, not a curated record. Gene Ontology annotation, biological process: heart development; muscle structure development; actin cytoskeleton organization. The transcript is spliced from 14 exons. Gene Ontology annotation, molecular function: actin binding; muscle alpha-actinin binding. Bases 170 to 1576 code for a protein of 468 amino acids.
CAGGCGUGGCUUUGACGGGGCGUGACCUGUGGCUCCGCCCCCUUCCGCGAGCUCAAAGCGGACUGCGGCCGCGGGGGCGGGGUCAGAACACGGGUGGCCGAUCCCAACGCGGUUCUGUGGGGCCAGCCACCGAGCAGCGCCUCGGCGGGGCCGAGCAGGAGCAGGCACCAUGGAUUCCUUCAAGGUGGUGCUGGAGGGGCCUGCACCUUGGGGCUUUCGGCUGCAGGGGGGCAAGGACUUCAAUGUGCCCCUCUCCAUCUCCCGGCUGACUCCUGGAGGCAAAGCUUCACAGGCAGGCGUGGCUGUGGGUGACUGGGUGCUGAGCAUUGAUGGUGAGAAUGCGGGGGGCCUCACACACAUUGAAGCCCAGAACAAGAUUCGUGCCUGUGGGGAGCGCCUCAGCCUGGGUCUCAGCAGGGCCCAGCCGGCUCAGAGCAAACCGCAGAAGGCCCUGGCCCCUGCCGCGGACCCCCCGCGGUACACCUUUGCACCCAGCGCCUCCCUCAACAAGACGGCCCGGCCCUUUGGGGCGCCCCCGCCCGCUGACAGCGCCCUGCAGCAGAAUGGGUGCAGACCCCUGACAAGUCAACAGCCGCUCCGGCCGCUGGUUCCAGAUGCCAGCAAGCAGCGGCUGAUGGAGGACACAGAGGACUGGCGGCCUCGGCCCGGGACAGGCCAGUCCCGUUCCUUCCGCAUCCUUGCCCACCUCACGGGCACCGAGUUCAUGCAAGACCCGGAUGAGGAACACCUGAAGAAAUCAAGAUCUUGCAGCCAGGUGCCCAGGACAGAAGCCCCAGCCCCAGCUUCAGCUACACCCCAGGAACCCUGGCCUGGCCCUACCACCCCCAGCCCCACUAGCCGCCCACCGUGGGCUGUGGACCCUGCAUUUGCUGAGCGCUACGCCCCAGACAAGACCAGCACGGUGUUGACCCGGCACAGCCAGCCAGCCACACCCACACCUCUGCAGAACCGCACCUCCAUCGUGCAGGCAGCCACUGGAGGAGGCACAGGAGCAGGUGGUGGCAGCAAUGGCAAGACUCCCGUGUGCCACCAGUGCCACAAGGUCAUCCGGGGCCGCUACCUGGUGGCACUGGGCCAUGCAUACCACCCUGAGGAAUUUGUGUGCAGCCAGUGUGGGAAGGUCCUGGAAGAGGGCGGCUUCUUUGAGGAGAAGGGUGCCAUCUUCUGCCCCCCCUGCUAUGAUGUGCGCUAUGCACCCAGCUGUGCCAAGUGCAAGAAGAAGAUCACAGGCGAGAUCAUGCAUGCCCUAAAGAUGACCUGGCAUGUGCACUGCUUUACCUGCGCGGCCUGCAAGACGCCCAUUCGGAACAGGGCCUUUUACAUGGAGGAAGGCGCACCCUACUGCGAGCGAGACUAUGAGAAGAUGUUUGGCACGAAAUGCCGGGGCUGUGACUUCAAGAUCGAUGCAGGGGACCGCUUCCUGGAGGCGCUGGGCUUCAGCUGGCAUGACACUUGCUUCGUGUGUGCGAUAUGCCAGAUCAACCUGGAAGGAAAGACUUUCUACUCCAAGAAGGACAAGCCCCUCUGCAAGAGCCACGCCUUUUCCCAUGUGUGAGCCCCUCCCAUCCACUGCUGCCUCAUCCAGCCCAGCCAGAGGGAUUGCCAGUUCUUGAGUCAUCACCCCAGAUUUCUGGAUAGAGUUGGCAAAGGUCACCCCAACCCCAAUUCCUGGCCUGAGCCUGGGGUUCCCUGGGCCCUGCCCUACCCCCUCCAUUUCCCCCCACUCCCUCCACCACCACCACACAUCGGUGCUGGCCACACCAGUCCCUGUUCACAUUCAGUGCCACAAUAAACCUAUAUCCAGCUAUG